UCCAGGAUCUGGACCUUCAGCACGGAUACGCCGCAGAGCUCGAGGGAAAGAAGAGCAAACGGGCUGCGAAGAUUCAGACUUUCGGCAGCAGCAGAAGGUGCAAUGACCGCCAGCCUGAGGAGCCCGAAUGUGAUGAAGAGGAUGAUGAAGACGCACGUGAUCCGCUCGCUCCUGCUCCUCGCGCUUCUGCAGCCCGCGCACCUCGAGGCGCGGCGGCUGCGGGGCGGACGCGCGCAGCCCCGGCGCGCGCAGCCGCUCCCGCAGCCUCGCGACGGCGCCGAGGUGACCGAGAGCUUCCCGUUGGACUUCACGGCCGUCGAGGGCAACGUGGACAGCUUCAUGGCGCAGGUGAAGAACCUCGCGCAGUCCCUGUACCCCUGCUCGGCGCAGAAGCUGGACCAGGACAUGAAGCUGCGCUUCCUCGGGAACGUGUCCGUCACGUGCAACGACGGGACCCCUGCGGGGUACUACUUGCGGGAGUCCAAAGGCAGUAAGAGAUGGCUGGUAUUUUUGGAAGGCGGAUGGUACUGCUUCAGCAAGGAGAACUGUGACAGCCGCUAUGAGACCAUGAGGAGGUUGAUGAGCUCCACAAAGUGGCCGCAGACCAAGACCGGCACAGGAAUCCUGUCCCCACAGCCAGAGGAGAAUCCCCACUGGUGGAACGCCAACAUGGUGUUCGUUCCCUACUGCUCCAGUGACGUCUGGAGUGGCGCGUCGCCAAAGACGGACCAAAGUGGCUAUGCCUUCAUGGGCUCUCUUAUCAUCCGGGAAGUGGUGAAGGAGCUUCUCGCCCAGGGCUUGGACACCGCCAAACUGCUGCUGCUGGCUGGUAGUAGCGCCGGCGGUACUGGAGUUCUGCUCAGCGUCGACCGGGUGGCAGAGCAGCUCGAGGAGCUGGGUCACACCAACGUCCAAGUGCGGGGGCUGUCGGACUCCGGCUGGUUCUUGGACAACAAGCAGUACCGCUGCACUGACUGCUCAGACACCAUCAGCUGUGCUCCCACCGAGGCUAUCCGCAGGGGCAUCAGGUACUGGAACGGAGUUGUCCCAGAGAGGUGCAGGGAGGCGCAUGAGGGAGAGGAGUGGAACUGCUUCUUUGGGUACAAACUGUACCCCACUUUGACAAGCCCUGUGUUCGUGGUGCAGUGGCUGUUCGAUGAAGCCCAGCUCACCGUGGACAACGUCCACCUCACCGGGCAGCCCAUGCAGGAAGGACAGUGGCGCUACAUCCAGAACCUGGGCAACGAGCUGCGGAGCACCCUGAAGGAUGUCCCUGCUAUGUUUGCUCCAGCUUGCUUGUCCCAUGAAGUCAUCACCAGGAGCUACUGGAUGGACAUCCAGGUGAAGGGCACAUCGCUGCCCAGGGCGCUACAGUGCUGGGACCGCAGUUUCCAUGACGACGGCAGGAGCAAGAGUCCUCCCAAGGGCUGCCCCGUGCACCUGAUGGACAGCUGCCCCUGGCCGCACUGCAACCCCACGUGUCCCACCAUUCGGGACCAGUACACGGGCCAGGAGAUGAACGUGGUGCAGUUCCUCAUGCACAUGGGCUUCGACGUGCAGAAGAUGGCGCAGCAGCAAGGCAUGGAGCCUGGGAAGCUUCUGGGCAUGCUCAGCUCUGGCAGCUAAACGGGCAGCUCGUAGCCCUGCCCACCAGAACCACACACACACACACACACACACACACACACACACACACACACACACAGAGCCUCAUCCAUCUACAGUCCAACACCACCCGCUGUUAAGCCCCUCCUCUCUGUUCACAGCCUCCUGGUGGUGUCCUAAACUGACAGAUGUGAAACGGGGAGGGAGGGGUUGCUAUGACAUUAUGGCAGCACUUAAAAAAAAAAAAAUCCUAAUUCCCUCUAUGGAUAUUAAUUUUAGUGUUUUACCUUUUUUAAAAUGCAUUUUUAUGGUUAGGUGUGAAUAAGACACAGCGCACUGAACAAUAUUUAAUAAAGAGCCUGUGUGAGAUACGUGUGUGUCAAGCGCACUUAUCUGACCAUGCUGCUGGACUGUCCCCCGUAACCCUAACCUGGCACUCUCAACCUCCAGGGGUUUAGUUUCUCAAGCCAGCGGACGUACGGACAUACCGUCCCCUCCCUUCGGCGGCUGGACUGAACGGGAGGUCAGCCAUGGGGAUGUCUCUGGUCUUCGUUCCUUCACAGUGACUUGAGGUGGACUCCACCCGAGACCCUCGCCUCCUGCCCUGGGGUGGCAUGUCAGUUGGGCAGUUUGCUUCCUAGAGUUUAUUUCAUAUACACUAGGAAGUCCUGCUCUUCAUCCUUGUGUCCUGCUCUGGCUGCUUCCCGUGUCUUCCCCCCACCCCUUCCAUCCUCUAAACUGUAACUAGGUGGGCAGGACUUUCUCCUGCCGCAGUGGGCCCUCCUACCCCUGAAGCUUCUUGGGUCCAAACUCACCAUUUGAAUGCAAUUUGAAGGAUGGAAUGUAACCCAAGUGCAAAAACCCCCUUUUCCCGGGUUGUGGCGCCCUCUGCUGGAAGGGGCGUGAAUUACAUGCUACACACACCUGACAAAUAGGCUCUUGUGUGGCUUAUGAUUUCAGAUUUCCCAGCAUCCUACGUGUAACUUAUAGGUCUCACUGAGCUCACUUCCUUCCUUCGACUGAAUGCUAACUUUGUAUGAACGCGUAACUCAAAAUUCACCCGUGUACCAUAGGACAAGGACAGCGUUGGCCUGCGAUCUAGGGAGCCCUGGUGACCGCAACCACACGAGUGAAAGCCAGUUGCCUUCCUUUGUUGCUCAACGCUCCUCUAAAAGAAUAAAAUAAGCUGCAAUGUUCCGAAACAGUUUGUGAAACGGUGCCCGCCGUUGCCUUCUUCAGUACUGGGCUUUCUGGUCCUUUCCAGCCAUGAACCAAGGAAGACCAGGUGUGGUCACCCCAUGUGACCAACCUGGAAGUUGGUACAAGGUUCACGGAGACCUCUUACUGACGGUCCUCUGGAGUACAAGAAGUGAAGACAUGCUGGAGUCAUUCAAGUAUGUUUAAUAAAUCACUUUUUAUAUAACAAGUGUUUCUUAUAUGUAAAGGUUUCUACUUCAUAGCCCAGAGGGGGAGAAAAGUUUGUUACUAAUUGUAUUUUGUUCUGUAACAUAUUUUAAUAGAAGAUGGUCAAGCUAUUUCAGCUGCUUUACAUAUUUAUUUUAUGUAAAUCAUAUUUAUAAGUGCUAUUCAGACAGAUAAGUGACUUUGUAAAUUGUAAAUAUUUUUCUGGUUGUACUGACAGCAUGUUUUUGUAACAAAUUUUAAAAAAGAAAAAUGACAAAACAAUUGUUGCUUGUCUUAUUGCUCACAUAACAUAGUCCUCUCAUAACCAAAGUUCCACAAUUACACAUCAGCUACUGUACCUAUGACAGCGGAGACCAAGAGGCUCUGCGGUUUAUUCAGAGCAAUAAGGGCAUGGAAAGGGGUGGUUGCGGGUUCAAAUCUUGUGUGAAAACCAAUCACUGCAGUGGAGACACUGCUAUUUAGUGAUGUAAACUCUUACAAUGUAGCAUAGUGUGAGGUUUAUAUACUGAUCUACUCAUUUACAGAGCAGGGUAAUUUUUUACUGUAGCAGGGUAACUACCUUGCUCAAGGGUACUACACCAGGAGGUGGGAGUUGAACCGAAAACCUUCCAACAGGGUGAGAGAACUGGAGUAGCUCUUCAUAGACUGGACACCAGCAUUAGGGCAAAUGCAUAAGGGGCAGCUGGUAGCACUGUAGUUAGUACUGCUGCCUUUAGACCCGGUGGUCACAGG
Messenger RNA from Scleropages formosus (Asian bonytongue), 3762 nucleotides. Its product is annotated as palmitoleoyl-protein carboxylesterase notum1a-like. Gene Ontology annotation, biological process: negative regulation of canonical Wnt signaling pathway; protein depalmitoleylation. Gene Ontology annotation, molecular function: palmitoleyl hydrolase activity. The transcript has 12 exons. Lineage: Eukaryota; Metazoa; Chordata; Actinopteri; Osteoglossiformes; Osteoglossidae. The coding region runs from base 103 to 1626 and encodes 507 amino acids. The record is from RefSeq and is a predicted model, not a curated record.